Molecule: messenger RNA, 609 nt
Organism: Huiozyma naganishii CBS 8797
Lineage: Eukaryota; Fungi; Ascomycota; Saccharomycetes; Saccharomycetales; Saccharomycetaceae
Gene: APC11
Product: anaphase promoting complex subunit 11
Exons: 1
Coding region: 1-609 (202 amino acids)
Biological process (GO): positive regulation of mitotic metaphase/anaphase transition; protein ubiquitination; anaphase-promoting complex-dependent catabolic process
Cellular component (GO): anaphase-promoting complex; nucleus
Molecular function (GO): ubiquitin protein ligase activity; zinc ion binding; cullin family protein binding
Source: RefSeq, a predicted model, not a curated record
AUGAAACUGGAUAUCAAGAGAGUGAACCCCGUUUUCACUUGGUCCUGGGAUACAAGAGACCCAGCAGCUGCAAAGGAUAGGCAGUACCCGUUCCUUUACAACUAUUAUCCUGUGGACGUUGAAAAGGCACAUCUUGAGAACGGUAAUGCUGUCGAUGGAGACGAGGAUGAAGAUGUGUGUGGUAUAUGCAGGGCAAGCUACAACGGGACCUGUCCCAGCUGUAAGAUUCCCGGUGAUUCGUGCCCUCUCGUAGCUGGGCUAUGCCAUCACCACUUCCACUACCAUUGUAUUUUCAGAUGGUUGGACACGAACACCUCUAAGGGGCUCUGUCCAAUGUGUCGACAGCAGUUUCAACUGAAUUCAAAACUGCCCAUCAAUCGACCCUAUCUGGAGAAAUUUGAGAGUAUAACGAAGGCCAUCAGAGAGAGAGUUUUUUUAGAUGAAGCAUUCGACGGGAACAGCCAACAGGAGGAGUAUGGAAACGAAAUGCCGUCAGAUAGCGGUGGGACGGGACAAGAGCGCCGUUCCGCAGAUCAAUCUGACUUGGAAGAGGACGAAGAGGAGCAAGAGGAUAGUUUUUAUGGCCACCUCGACGUCAACAUCGAAUAA